AUGCACGCACUUCAGACCUUCAAACCUGACACACACGCCGUGGACGUGACUGUAGCUCUCGGACAACACGGUCUUGGCCUCGUCCUCGGCAAGGAAGAGGCGGGAAGCCGCUGGGUUGUGAAGGGAUUCCGCGACAUGCCCGACGGACAACCCAACCCUGCGUCGGCGGGCGGUAUCGAAGUCGGAGACACCCUGCAGAAGCUAGACGGUGUCACCCUCGGCUCGUACAAAGAUGGCAUGGAGAUGUUCAAGAAGCAGAGCGGCUCCGUGGUUAUCACGGUCCUUCGGCAAGACGAAAUCACGAUCUAAGCUAGAAAAACGUUGCGAUAACAGUACCUCACGAUUCCACCGAACCGAAGAGUUGUGAUGUAUAUCUUUAUCGACCGGAGCUACAGUCGUCUGAGCUCUCUAGGUCCUCGUGAAAGACUGCGGAUGAGAUGAUGCUCUCGCAAGUUUGCGAACAUGAAAACAAGCGUCGCAAAGUUGUCUAGCUACUCUGUGCGCGGGUCGACCUCCCCUCACGGUCCCGCGGGGGAAAGAAAAAGUACGAUCAUGUCACUAAAGACCAUAGAAACUACAAUUGAUACAUAUCACGUUACGGACUGUUGUUGCUGUGCACUGCCUAGUGGACCCGGUUUCUCCCUCCGUGCGUUGCGAGAGGUCUGUUGGGUAUAAGAUGGACUUCGUGAUGCGGUAGCAGGGGUGAGGGUGAGGUAGUGUCGAGCUUGGUACGUCUUUGUCGGAGGACGAGCGGAGGGGUUUGGGGUGGGAGGGUUGUUCGCACUCUCGGCUCACGGCUCGAGUAGUUAGAAUAUUGGCACGUAAAUUUCCUUGUUUUUUUGUUUUCUGGAACGUCGAAAAGGUGUUGGAAUAGGCUGUUCCACGAGUGUGCCGAGUGCUGCACGGGAUGUGACGAUGUGACCAAUUCAUUGGUUGAGAGCAGGGAGCUAUUUUUUUAUUAGUGAUUUUAAGGGGUUUGUGUUAGCCGGUAGGAGCCUCUGGCUUGCCUCGUGUCUGCCGCUACUGCUGCUUGUUCANCCCCCCCCCCUUCGCCGGGGGGGGCGGAUCGAACGUCGUGGGGGGGGGCAAACACCAAGUAGGCCCGAACUCGGGACGAUUUGUCCCACCCAAUCCCGGAUUUGAGUUGCGACUCUCGCUUGGUCCUACACGAGGCUAAACGUUUAACCUUUUUCUGUCGUUUCAGUUUUGUGUUGACGUUUAGAAGCCGCUCCCGGUGUCUGCGACGCAGAUUGCCCUACUUGCACGGUAGUUGACCUGCACGUAUUUAUUGAUAUACGUGGGAACGCCAUAUGUUCGCCCAUUCAUACGAAUAUGUAGAUGCAUCUAUUUCCUCUCAGUCGUCGUCCUUUGUCGUUGUCUAGGGACAAGUCAAGCAGUAUCGUUGUCAUGCCACGCGUAAGUCAAGCAGUAUCGUUGUCAUGCCACGCGUUGCGUGUACCAGAAGCAGUGUUUGCUAAACGCAAGACUUUGGGAUUAACGUACGUGCACAGCAGUCAUCGAUACUGGCGCACGCAACGAUGGUGGAGCGUGACAGGGCAAUGGGAGUUGGGGUGGACGAAGCGGUAGGCUAGCGUGUGUUCGUGUGCAAUCGUUUGGUACUGAAGUAGAACGGGUUUUAGUAGAUAAGAGGGGGGCCUCAUCCGCAGACUUUCGCCAUGAACGCGUUCCUACGUGUCACUAACAACUUUUUUU
Messenger RNA from Ectocarpus sp. CCAP 1310/34, 1713 nucleotides. The record is from the annotation of a GenBank genome assembly. NCBI's taxonomy places the organism in Eukaryota, Phaeophyceae, Ectocarpales, Ectocarpaceae.